This is a messenger RNA of Cylindrotheca closterium, 414 nucleotides long. Lineage: Eukaryota; Bacillariophyta; Bacillariophyceae; Bacillariales; Bacillariaceae. The record is from the annotation of a GenBank genome assembly.
AUGGUGUCGCUCGAGACUCAUCAAGCCAUCUCUGAGAACAAUCCAUCCAGCAGAAGUGAAAUGGCGUCGCUCAACAAGACUUAUCAAAUCAACCGAACAGAAGAGAAAUGGAGUAUGUCAAGACUUAGUAUCAAGCCAUCUCUGAAGAGAAUCGAUCCAGAAGAAAAGAAAUGGUGUCCCUCAAGAAGAGAAAUGGCGUCGCUCCAGACUUAUCAAGGCAUCUCUGAGAACAAUCCAUCCAGCAGAAGUGAAAUGGCGUUGCUCAACAACCGUCACUUGAUUACUACAGACUUAUCAAGCCAUCGCUGGGGCAAAUCCAUCAAACAGAAGAGAAAUGGCGUCGCUCUAGGUGUGUUUAAUUGUUGUAUGUUGCGUUUGUCAAGGAGGAUGGUCACAGUGGUCUCCAUUUCUUGA